AUGAAGAGAGCUCGGUCGUCGGCGUACACUAGGACGAUCGUGAUCUUCCUAUAUCUGGAAAAGGCCAACGAGCUGACAAAUCCUCUUGCCAUUCUUGAGGCCUUGGGCAGGAAAGGGGUCCGGGCCCACCUCCUCCGCUGGCUUUCUGAAUUCCUCACCAACCCCAGUGCCCAGGUCUCCUUCCAGGGACACGUGUCGACACCACAUCCAUACAACCUGGGCACCCCCCCCAAAAAAGGCAGUUGCCUCAGCCCGUUUCUCUUCAAUAUUUUGAUGGAAGAGCUCACCACUGAAACUUACGGUAGCGGAGUCCAACUCCUAGUGUACGCCGACGACCGAGCUCUCUUCAUACCACGGCGUAAGCACCAAUUUGUUGCAUCACGAGCUCUAGAGGUCCUUAAACAACGGUGCGCCACUCCUGGCUUAAAAAUCAACACCAGCAAAACCCGAUAUAUGACUUUUGACCUUCUACCCCUCUUCUAA
Molecule: messenger RNA, 483 nt
Organism: Scylla paramamosain (green mud crab)
Lineage: Eukaryota; Metazoa; Arthropoda; Malacostraca; Decapoda; Portunidae
Exons: 2
Coding region: 1-483 (160 amino acids)
Source: RefSeq, a predicted model, not a curated record